Molecule: messenger RNA, 327 nt
Organism: Pelobates cultripes (western spadefoot toad)
Lineage: Eukaryota; Metazoa; Chordata; Amphibia; Anura; Pelobatidae
Source: the annotation of a GenBank genome assembly
AUGCCCGGGUUUGUGUACAGGGAUGAUAUCCAUGAGCACAUGUGGUGGCUGAACCCAAUGUGUUGGAGCAUGACAUCCAGAUGUCUCCAGUCCACCCGCUCGAUCACUUUUCCAACGUUCGUGGAGAGCAAGACCAGCUUUUUUCCCCUUCGACCGGGCGGCAUGGAUCACAUUGAGGGCACAGAUGGUGUUUUCCCUCACCUCCCUGCCCGGGAUAAAGCAGGUUGGAAGGACGUGUGUCAGUUAGAGGGUCAAGGUUUUGGCGAAGAGCUUGCAAGUCAAUGUCAGGUAACAAUGACCCUGGGCCGGAUUGUAUGGUGUGGGUGA